Astyanax mexicanus (Mexican tetra) is the source of this 2577-nucleotide messenger RNA. Its product is annotated as zinc finger protein 239-like. Gene Ontology annotation, biological process: negative regulation of transcription by RNA polymerase II; regulation of cytokine production; regulation of immune system process. The record is from RefSeq and is a predicted model, not a curated record. Lineage: Eukaryota; Metazoa; Chordata; Actinopteri; Characiformes; Acestrorhamphidae. Bases 726 to 1520 code for a protein of 264 amino acids. The transcript has 5 exons.
CUGAGCUUCCGGGGUCUGUAGCUGGAGCGCCGGAGGAAGAGAAGGAUCAGCUGAACUACAGAAGUGUGGACUUUUUAAGAGGGAUCUUGCAACACAGUAGCGAUAGCAGCGAGAGUGGUGGCUGAGUUGUGAGAGCAGCUCUUAACAGAAGAGGAAAAUACAGGCAGUUGCGUAGAAGAUGCUUCUGCUACUUUUAAGUCACAUGUCUGGCUGCAUUUUGGCUCCAGUGGAAACAAUAAACGGUAACAGAGUGACCAACAAGACACAAACCAUAUAUAAAUACUAUGAAGUUGGGCUUCGACCAGAUGCUAUGAUACGCCACCGUUUACUAAAUUGAUUUAGUAAACAAAUCAGUUAAGGUAUUGAUGUGGAGCUGCAGUCUUUCUAGGUUCUAGUGAGACCAGAAAAGAAUCAAGACUGUUUGUCUAAACAGUGGGCGGUCUUUAUAAAGGCAGUAAACAGGCGUCAGCCUGAUUAUUGCAAGUGGUAAAAUGUGGGCUACCUCUAGUGGCUGGAGGACCACCAGCACCCCUUUUACACUAAGGACUUAGAAGUGGGAAAAAUACUGAAACAUUUAUGAAAUGAAAUUAUUCUUCUGAACUUCAUCACCAACAACCAGGAUAUUUAACUAAGAGCAGUGUUAAACUGCUGAAAGAGUUGAAGCACAAGCCGUCCUGAAGAAUCUCCAGAACACGCAGACAUUUUUUGAUACGUUUAACAGACAAAUGAAGCCAAGUCCUGACAUGGAGAAACAGCAGCACUCUGUCAAGAGUUUUACUAAACAGAGUGAUCUCAAAAUUCACCAGCACAUUCACACAGGAGAGAAACCACAUCACUGCUCAGACUGUGGGAAGAGUUUUACUAAACAGAGUAAUCUCAAAAUUCACCAGCGCAUUCACACAGGAGAGAAACCGUAUCACUGCUCAGACUGUGGGAAGAGUUUUACUAAUCAGAGUAAUCUCAAAAUUCACCAGCGCAUUCACACAGGAGAGAAACCAUAUCACUGCUCAGACUGUGGGAAGACUUUUAAUCAACAGAGUACUCUCCAAAAACACCAGCGCAUUCACACAGGAGAGAAACCGUAUCACUGCUCAGACUGUGGGAACAGUUUUACUGCACCAAAUACUCUCAAAAUACACCAGCGCAUUCACACAGGAGAGAAACCGUAUUACUGCUCAGACUGUGGGAAGGGUUUUACUACACAGAGUAAUCUUAAAAAACACCAGCGCAUUCACACAGGAGAGAAACCGUAUUACUGCUCAGACUGUGGGAAGAGUUUUACUGAACCGAGUAGUCUCAAAAUACACCAGCGCAUUCACACAGGAGAGAAACCGUAUUACUGCUCAGACUGUGGGAAGAGUUUUAAUCAACAGAGUAAUCUUCAAAAACACCAGCGCAUUCACACAGGAGAGAAACCGUAUCACUGCUCAUACUGUGGGGAGAGUUUUAAUCAACAGAGUAAACUCAAAAAACACCAGCGCAUUCACACAGGAGAGAAAACUCCAUCUCAAAUCUGUUAGAAGGCAAUUAAAAGUGCAAAUCGUAAAUCUUUCAGACAGAACACCUUAUCCUACACAAAUGUUUCACUUUGUCACUUGGGACACGUUCCACCAGAAACAAACAUGAACUGAAUUUAACAAUGGAUUUUACAGGUUCAGCAAAAUGAAUCUCAUCCAGCGAUCAUGUUUAUUGAGCUCCAUGUUAUGUUUUCUAAUAUGUUCAAUAUUCCAGGACAUUCUUUGUGAGACAGAGCUGAGCUUUUAGGGUAGUUACGGUAGGAGUUCAGUUCUGAAGAAUGGAAAAAACGUAGUCUUUAAAAUUUAGAUGUCAUAGUGAGUAGGAUUCUUAGCUGGCAACUAAAUGUUUUGGACCAAACCUUCAGAGCUUAUGAUUUUAAUGAUUUUAACCCCCUUUCUAGUAUAUGCAGAUUUGAUUAUUUCUAUUAAUUUCUAGUAUCUCUUUUUUCACUCUGUGGAAGCCGUCCUCAGUUCCCCAAGCUUAGCAUAGCUUAGCUUAAUGCUAUUAACUGCUAGGCCCAUCUGUAUGAAAGAAGAACUGAAAACACCACCUGAGGAACUCCAGAGAGAGUGCUCCCAAAAGUGAGACCCAGAGCCGCAGAGAGACGACACUGCUGGGUAUUGCCAUGUGGACCAGAGGAGCAUCCAGACUCUGCAGAGAGGCCAACAAAAUCCUUUCCAGAGGUUAAAUAAAACGCUCAAGCUGUAGUUCUCAAACUGAAAUCAACCCACUCCAGGCUUGUGUAGUGCAGUAAGGUUGUGGGCUCAUUCAUUCCCUCUGAUGGGGUUCUUGUUUGUCUAUGGUUCAGUCGUUCUGAUUAAAAAUCUGUUACCAUAGAGGGAUAUUUGGUUGUUGUAUUACUCAAGUUUUAUGCUCUCUUAUCUUUUUCUUAUUGAAUAUUAUAUGUUGUUUAAGGUUUUUAAUCUCCAAAAUGUACUAAGAAUAUCCAAAUCUUGUAGUUUCUUAAUUGUUUUUAUCCACUAUAAACUAUUAUCUUUGUAUUGCUUCACCUCUAUAUUUACUCAUCUGUGUGUUUUAAUAAACGGCUUUUAUAUUGCA